CAGACAAAGAGUAUCAAACCAGAUGGUAACUGCUUUUUCAGAUCACUGGCAUAUGCGAUUUGUGGAAGUGAGGACAAACAUUUGAAGAUUCGCCGUGCAGUUGUCAAACACCUGAAAAUGAACGCUUCAAUAUUUGAGAGGUAUGUGAGAAGUGAGUAUACUUCAGUAGAGGACUACUUGAUACAAUCUAGAGUCUAUUAUUCUGGGUCAUGGGUCACUGAAAUUGACAUCUUUGCUUCUGCUGAUCUAUUUAAAACAACAAUAAUGACUUUUAAUGAUGGCCGGUGGAAUGCACACAAACCUACUGGAGAGGUAAUUGUAAACAAUGCAAUAUAUUUGAAAAACUGUAAUGGUAAUCAUUAUGAAGUUGUGACAUGUGUCAAGCACAGAGAUCAAGACAUUUGCGCAGCAAAGUGUGGGAAUGCUACUUCAAAUGAGGUGAGAAUGCUAUGUCUGCGUAAAAGGAAGGUAAGUGACGCUGCAGAAUGUGACCAAGAGACCAAGAGACAGAAACAAUGGAAGUAUGAGAAGUCCAAGUAUGAUAGUGACAUUGAUUUCAGACAGAAUAAAAUUGCCCAUGCCAAAACAAAAUACCGUGAUGUUCAGUUUCAGAAACAUGUUUGCCAGUAUUCUCAGAUGAAAUAUAAAAAUAAUGUCUCAUUUCAGGCAACUGUACGUGAGUAUUCCAAGAAGAAAUAUCUUCAAAACCUGGCCUUUAACACAAGAGUGCGUGAGUAUUCCAAGAAGAAAUAUCUUCAAAACCUGGACUUUAAAGUAAGAGUGCGUGAGUAUUCUAAGACAAAAUAUCACAAAGAUGUAAACUUUCAUUUCAGUAAAAUACAAAAAGGCUGUGAGGUAUAUGCAAAAAAAAGGGAAAAACAGAAAGACAUUGGUGUUGCCAUUGCUGGUUUUCGUCAAGAAGUGAGUAGAGGUCCAGAGUUUGUGUGCUGUGUUUGUCACCGUUUACUUUUCAGAAAGCAGGUUACUGAAUGCAAACCAGAAUGCUAUGAAGACAAAGGAGACAAAAUUGCUGCUUUGGCAAGAAGAUGCAUCACCCUGAGGUAUGUGCAUGUUUGUGAUGAAAAAUGUCAUAAUACUUCUGGUUUUUCUCCAAGGUGCAAAUUGUGGAUUUGUCCAACCUGUCAUCGAAAAAUUAUCAGUGGAAAACUGCCUGAAGAGAGUGUUGCUAACAAUAUGCAUUUGGUGGACAUUCCAAAUCAACUAAAGUGUCUUAACUCUUUGGAACAACAUCUUGUGGCACGUAAUAUUCCUUUUUUGAAGUUACUCUGUCUUCCCCGUGGAAAACAAAAUGGCUGCCAUGGACCGGUGGUGUGUGUUCCUGUAAAUACUGCAGAUGUGUCAAAUAUUCUUCCACGAAAUGAAUGUGAUGACAAGAUGAUAAGGAUAAAACUGAAGCGCAAGUUAACCUACAAAGGGCAUUAUGAGUACAAGCAUGUUUACACUGAUCGUGUUAGAAAUGCUCUGCGACGUUUGAUCAGGUGCAAUAAAUGGUACAAGGAUGUGGAGAUUAAUGAACAAUGGAUCAACUCUUUGAAUGAACCAGAAGAGAAUGUUGCUGAAGAAAUGGAGGAACAAGCUGACGUUGAAAAGAGUGAAGAGGAAAAUGAUACUGAAGAACAGCCAGAGGAAGACUUGACUUACAUCAAAGAGCAGAGUGGUCUUUUGUCAGACACAUGUUUACAACCUGUCGAUCUUGGUUCAGAAGUAAUUGAUCAGCACUUUCAAGAUGUAUUAAAUGUGGCACCAGCUGAAGGUAACAGUCCUGUUAAAUUAUUGUCUGAUAAAAGCAAUGAAGCAAAAUGUUUUCCUGUUCUCUUUCCAACUGGUGGUCCAACAUUCCAUGAUGAGAGAGAAAGAAAGAUCACACUGUCACGAUACUUGAAUGCAAGAAUCCUCAACGCAGAUGGACGUUUUGCACGGAGUACAGACUUUAUUUUCUAUGCACAAUACAUGUCGGAGUUGGAUCAAAUUGUAUCUAAUGUUUCUAUUGCUUUGCGAAAAGGGUCGGACAAGAGGUUGUUGCAAGGAGUAACCUCGGAUAUGCUGACAAACCCAGAGUCGUUAGCUAAAAUAUUGAAUUAUGAUGAAGGAUACAAAUUUUUGAGACCAGUCCGUGGAACGCCACCCUAUUGGCAAUCGACUCAAAAAGACCUUUUUGCUCUCAUAAGACAACUAGGUAUUCCAACUUUCUUUGCAUCCUUUAGCUCUGCUGAUCUCAGAUGGCCUGAAAUGAUCAACACCAUCCUGGAGCAAGAACAGAAAAAUGUCAGUGUUGAUGAGCUUGACUGGUCUGAGAAAUGUGGACUAAUUCGACGAAACCCAGUCACUGCUGCAAGGAUGUUUGAUUAUAGAUGGCAUUGUUUUUUGAAGGAUGUCAUUAUGUCACCUGCUCAACCUAUUGGAAAGAUCAAAGACUACUUCUAUCGUGUAGAGUUUCAACAGCGUGGAUCUCCUCAUGUUCAUUGUCUGUUUUGGGUUGAAAAUGCUCCAAAGUUAAAUGAAGACAACGAAGACAGUGAUGCUUUGGUUGCUGCUUUCAUAGAUCAUUAUAUCACUUGUGAGACACCAGGAGAUGAUGACGCAGAACUUUAUGAGACUGUGAACAGUGUUCAAAAGCACAGCAGAAGACAUUCCAAGACAUGCCGGAAGAAAAACACAGUGUGUAGAUUUAAUUUUCCACGGCCUCCAUCUAGCCGCACCUUUAUAACAAGAGCUAUACGAGAUGACUUGAAAGGCAAUGAUGGAAAUGAGACUGCAAGUGCAAUUCUGAAGAAAAUCAAAACUGCGUUAACAGAAUCUGAAGUCAAUUUUGAUUCAACAGAUGCCUUUUUCCAAUCCAUUGGAAUUAAUCAAGCUGUGUUUGAGAAGGCGUACAAGAAAUGUUCUAAAAAGAAAAGUGUCGUCUUGAAACGAAGUCCAAAAGAUGUUUGGGUAAAUCAAUAUAACCCUCAUUUAUUGCGUGCAUGGCAAGGCAACAUGGAUAUCCAGUAUGUAACAGAUGCUUACUCUGUAGUGGUUUAUAUUAUUAGUUACAUCACAAAAGCAGAACAAGAAAUGGGACUGUUGUUGCAACGUGCACAAAAUGAAGCUAUGAAUGGAAAUCUUGAAGCAAGAUCAUCAUUAAAAAUGUUGGGAAGUGUAUAUCUACACAACAGAGAAGUUUCAGCACAAGAGGCAGUGUAUCGCCUAACAGGUAUGCACUUGAAAGAAUGCUCUCGCAAAGUCCAGUUUAUUCCAAUUGGAACUGAUCCUGUGAAGAUGAGUUUGCCUUUGCGUGUUCUCCAAAACAAAGAUGACCAUUGUGGUGAAGAGAAUUUUUGGAUGAAUAGUUUGGUUGACCGAUACAAGAGUAGACCAAAAACAGAACAUUUUGAGAUUCUGUGUCUGGGCAGUUUUUGUUCAGAAUACAGGAUAUUGUCAACAUCUGAGCUAUCUUCACAAAACAAAGAAAAUGUGAUCAAGCUUGACAACAAUUGUGGUUAUAUGAUAAGAAGAACUCGAACUGAACCUGCAGUAAUAAGGUAUCCAAGAUUUUCACCAACAAAAGAUCCUGAGAAGUACUAUCAUUCACUGCUACAACUUUUUUUACCACAUUAUGAAGAUUACCAGCUGAAGCCUGAGAAGUUCCACACUUAUGAGGAUUUCUACAACAAUGGUGCUGUGAAAUGCGGAAGUAAUGUGACUGAAGUAAAAUCUAUUGUUGAUUCUAAUCGAGCACUGUUUGAAAAGGACAGCGAUGAAAUGGACCGAGCUCAACAGGUUUUGGAGCUGGGUGUUGAUUUGGAAGAUGCUUGGGCUGCAUUGUGUCCUGAAACAGAGAAGGAGCGCCAUGAAUGUAUCGAGCUAAAGAAGAAUAACGUACUUCCUGAAGAAGAUGAUUCUGACACACUUAUUCCAGAUCUUGUAGCGAACCCUCGAAUUGCAUUCACAAUUGAGAACAGUAAUGCUGCAAUGUCUCGAGAUGAAGCAUUGGGUUUACUAAGAUCAUUAAAUGCUAAACAGUCUGCAAUAUUUUACAAAGUUCGCGACUGGUGUUUACAAAAACUGCAUGGAGAAAAUCCUGAACCGUUUCGCUUGUUUGUUACUGGUGGAGCAGGCACAGGAAAAAGCCAUUUAAUCAAAGCAAUAUGCUAUGAAUCUUCUAGACUCUUGUCUCAGCUGUCUGACAACCCUGAUGAGCGGAGUGUGAUUUUAUGUGCAUCAACUGGAGUAGCUGCAUACAACAUUGGCGCUGCUACCAUACACCACACUUUUUCAAUUGGUGCUAAUGUCAAACUGCCAUAUCAACCACUAAGUGAUGACAAAAUCAAUUCUCUGCGUUCCAAACUUGGAUGUUUGCAGAUUUUGAUUAUUGAUGAAGUAUCCAUGGUUGACCAUCACCUUUUGUCAUAUGUUCAUGGGAGAUUGAGACAAAUCAAACAAACUGGUGAUUACUCCCUCUUUGGAAAAGUAAGUCUUGUAGCUGUAGGAGAUUUUUAUCAGCUGCCGCCUGUCAAAGGAACUCCACUCUAUGCUGAUACAAAAGGAGUGAACCUUUGGGAAAACCACUUUGAAAUUGCUGAAUUAACUGAAGUUGUUCGGCAACAAGAUGUAACUUUUGCUGAAACCUUAAAUCGUCUGAGAGUUCGUAAAAAGAAUGAACCUCUAAGCUCAGGUGACAUCAACAUGUUGAAGCAACGUGAAACAGGAGAAGAAUGCGGUGAUGUUCAUAUAUUUCCUACAAAUAAAGAGGUUGAUGAAUACAAUAUUCAGAGACUAAAUGAGGUUUGUCCUGAGGCAAUCAGUAUUCGAGCUCAAGACUUUGAGAGAAAUCCAAAAACUGGAAGGAUAGAAAAAAAAGUUGGAUUUCAUUUAACCGUUUUCAACUCCUGUUUGGCUAAAUGUGUUUCCUUGGGUGUUGGAGCAAGAGUUAUGUUAAAGAAAAAUAUUAAUGUUUCGGAUGGACUUGUGAAUGGAGCCUUUGGUACAGUUGUCCAUAUUAGCAGAAGUCAAAAACAGGACGACGAUGAUUAUGAUGAUGACUUUCCAUCAGCCAUUCAUGUGGAAUUUGAUGAUCCAAAUGUGGGAAAAAUUCAGAGAUCAAACCAACGACAUAGAUUUUCCCAAAAUUCUACAGUAAUUGAAGUUCAAGAAGAUCAAGUCACAACCAACGGUGGAUUAAGGCGCCAAUUUCCACUUAGACUGGCAUGGGCAUGCACUGUUCACAAAGUCCAAGGGCUCACAGUAGAUAAAGCUGUCGUAUCCCUUGACAAGAUCUUUACUUCAGGACAAGCAUAUGUUGCAUUGAGUCGUGUGAGAACUCUCAAUGGACUAAUUAUUCAAAACUUCAAGGAGUCUGUAAUAUACUGUAAUGAUCAAAUUGACUUGGCAAUGAAAAAUAUACCAAAAUUUCCAUUAGAAAGUCACACUUUCUCAAAGACACCUGGUAUAUUUACAAUUGCUCUUCAGAAUGUGCAAAGUCUUCAAGCUCAUGUUCAAGAUAUUCAAGCUCACAGACAACUUAUGAAUGCAGAUUGUAUUUGUUUAACUGAAACAUGGCUAAAAGUUGAAGACCAAGUACAAAUACCAGGAUUUAUUUUCAAGCAUAAUCCAAGAGCUAAGUGCUAUGACAACAGCACUCCCCUUUUCAGUAAUUUAAAACAACAGCGAGGAGGUGGGGUUGCUAUCUACUGUUGUGAAAACAUGUUUUUUAAAGUCAUCAUUCCAGAACCUUGCAAUUUGGAAUGUUUGUACUUCUCAGUUCCACAUAUCAGUUUGAAUGCUGCUCUGCUGUACAGGCCUAAUUCAUAUCAAAUUGAUGUGUUUCGACAAAAUCUGUUACAUGUCAUUACUGAGCUGGAAAAACAUCCAGGAAAGAAAGUAAUUAUGGGAGACUUCAAUGAGGACAUCUUAACAUCAUCUUCAAUUGGGACACUAAUGGAAGUCCAUGGAUACAGUCAACAUGUGCAAUGUCCUACAACUGAAAAGGGUACGUUAAUAGACCAUGUCUAUAUUAAAGAUGCAGAAAAUGUUACAAUUGAAAUUGUUUCAACUUACUAUAGUUACCAUGAAGCAAUACUAGUUUCAGUAAGGUAAUUGACAUUUCUGACACAUAAUGAAGACUGUAUAACUGCAUUUUUCUUUUCUGUGCCCCUACCCUGCUACAAUUAAUCUGAGAUUGAGGUCCAUGAAGGUCUGUUCAA
Rhinichthys klamathensis goyatoka is the source of this 6203-nucleotide messenger RNA. RefSeq lists its product as uncharacterized. The record is from RefSeq and is a predicted model, not a curated record. Gene Ontology annotation, biological process: telomere maintenance; DNA repair. The transcript has a single exon. Bases 118 to 6096 code for a protein of 1992 amino acids. NCBI's taxonomy places the organism in Eukaryota, Metazoa, Chordata, Actinopteri, Cypriniformes, Leuciscidae. Gene Ontology annotation, molecular function: DNA helicase activity.